UUUGCAUCAGGUUACUCCAUCCUCAGCAUAUAGGGCGGGACAUGAUGAUCAGAACUGGUUUUUAUGUUUUCUUUUGUUGAAUUCCAGUUGUCAAAACAGUAUGGCUCCAUCUUCAGUGUCCAAAUGGGACUCAAGAAAGUGGUAGUACUGACAGGAUAUGAGACGGUCAAGGAGGCAUUGGUGAACCAGGCAGAUGCAUUUGCUGAGAGGCCCUCCAACCCGAUGCUUGACAAAAUUUCCAAGGGCCAUGGUCUCGUUUUUGCUCGUGGUGAAAACUGGAAAGUCAUGAGGCGGUUUACAUUGACCACGUUACGGGACUAUGGGAUGGGCAAGAGGACUAUUGAAGACAAAAUUGUUGAAGAGUGCCGUUUCCUAAUAAGGAAAUUUGAGACUUAUGAAGGAAAACCAUUUGAAAUUAAGACAAUCAUGAAUGCUUCUGUUUCCAAUAUUAUUGUGUCCAUAUUACUUGGCAAGCGAUUUGAAUAUGAAGACCCCACAUUCUUAAGACUGCUGCAGUUGAUCAAUGAAAAUAUCCAGCUUUUGGGAACUCCCUCAGUUCUGCUGUAUAACCUGUUUCCUGCUCUUGGCUUUCUUUCUCGAGCUCACAAGACGGUGCUUAAUAACAGAGAUGAAUUUCAAGCCUUUGUAACUGCCACCUUCAUAGAACACCUCAAAGAAUUGGAUGAAAAUGACCAGAGAAGCUUUAUUGAUUCAUUUCUUAUCCGACAGCAAGAGGUAAUGGAGACUUUUAAAUAUGGCAUUGAUUGCAUUGCAGUUGUCCCAUUGUGGUUUCAAAGCAUGUGUGCAUGAUGUGGAUGCACAUGCUGUUCCCAAGAAAUCUAAAGAAAAAGCAACCACACAAAUUAGGCUAGCAAGCGUUUCCAAACAUCUAGCAAUCCUUAAGAUAGAUAGAUAGAUAGAUAGAAUUCAUGUAUGUAACACAUUUUUAUACCACCCCAUAAAUAUACAAGUUCCUAGGUGGUUCACAUGUUGCAGAUAGUGGCUGAUAUCCUGAAGCACACAUGUAAAGAGGAACAUAAGAACAGCCCUGCUGGAUCAGGCCCAAGGCCCAUCUAGUCCAGCAUCCUGUUUCCAACAGUCACCCAUCAGAUACCUCUA
Hemicordylus capensis (graceful crag lizard) is the source of this 1119-nucleotide messenger RNA. Its product is annotated as cytochrome P450 2K4-like. Gene Ontology annotation, molecular function: iron ion binding; oxidoreductase activity, acting on paired donors, with incorporation or reduction of molecular oxygen, reduced flavin or flavoprotein as one donor, and incorporation of one atom of oxygen; heme binding. The coding region runs from base 64 to 810 and encodes 248 amino acids. Gene Ontology annotation, cellular component: cytoplasm; intracellular membrane-bounded organelle. Gene Ontology annotation, biological process: xenobiotic metabolic process. The record is from RefSeq and is a predicted model, not a curated record. The transcript has 4 exons. Lineage: Eukaryota; Metazoa; Chordata; Lepidosauria; Squamata; Cordylidae.